Messenger RNA from Linepithema humile (Argentine ant), 6255 nucleotides. The record is from RefSeq and is a predicted model, not a curated record. Lineage: Eukaryota; Metazoa; Arthropoda; Insecta; Hymenoptera; Formicidae.
UCGAUUGCGAAUAAAUUAUUGAUCGUUUCAAAAAUUACAUUUUAUACAAUCAAAUCUCUGUUUUUCGCGAAAGAAGAUUGUCACGUUGCCAACCCAAUCGUCGCAAACCCGCGUGGGAAUUUUCACUUUCAUCUUUUUCCCUCCCGUAAAAGAAAAUUAUACGAUCAGCCCCGAGGGUUCAAGAUAAUAAUAGUUGCCAGUGACACUAUAUGCAUGCCCCAGUAGUAACUAAUCGAUGUUGUACAUAAGGGCAUAUUCAGUCGAUGUUCAAGCGAUAGUACACCACAUUGCUUGGUUAACGUGUGACAUAAGAUUAUUAAUACUAGUGCUAUCAAUAUUUGAUUGCGUAACGAGAAAUCCAAUUAUCAAGAUUCAAAUCACCGUGUGCAUUCGACGAGCACGUUUCUGCGCGUCCGUGGCUACCAAUGCACGGCGAGUGCGUCCGAAACGACGACGCCGAGAUCGCGGGUGCCGCAACUCUCGAUUAUCGACCACGGAUGCACGCCCGCCAUGGUCAAGGCGCAGCCGCGGGCCAGGCGCGGCCGCCGCGAUCAAAGCUGUCGGACUUCCUCCACCUCUGGGUCAACAACAUCCGACUGUUCUACACCUGGAACACCGUAGACGAUCUGACACCGCAUUUCCCCGACACGAUGGGCAACCUGCAAAGUGACAGCAAGAAAAAGCAGAAGAAGAAGGACGUCACAGCGGCGGCGGUGACGACAGGAACGGCGUCCGCGUCCUCGGAGGAGCUCGAUACGGACGAGGACCAGAAGGGAGACAAGCGGGACCAACCUCGCGAGUUGGCCAAAGUUUUCGAUGGGCGCGACGAACCUCGCGAGCAAAUUAAGAUCAGCUUCGAGAAGGUGCAGACCAAGAGACAGGCGCCGCAACCGCCGAAAAUCAUAUUGCCCAAGGACACGCAAGAAAGUGUGAAGCCAGAAUGUCGCAAGGACAUCACGAUUGCGGAGAAGCCAUGUGUGACAACGACAGAGUCUUUCCGUCCGAGCACCGGGACGCCGACGAUGACGACACCGGCGCAGACCCCGACGACACCGCAGACCCAGCUGCCGCCGUUGCUCGUGACGGACUCGUGGCGCUUGGCAAACAAAAGCCUGGUCGUAGCGGAGAUGCCGACGCCGCCUAGCCAAGAGUCUUCGAGCGACAGCGUCUUCACCGACCCCGGAGAGCUCACGAGUCCGGUCGCGACAAUCAAGGCGGCGAAAGUGGCGAAAUCGCCGCACGAGGCAACGACGAGCAAAGAGGAUAAAUCACCGUUCGUGAUCUCGAAGCACAAGAAGAUCCGCCUCUCAGUGAUCAGUCCUCGAAUAAGCGCAACAUUGAGCCCGGAAGCGAGCUCCAGAACUCCGCGGAGACGUCACAGUGCCUACGAGGCUUCGGCGAGCAAAAGUAUAGCGCUAAGGAGAGUAGCUAGCUUGAACCUGGAUCAAAACAGUGCUAAGAAAAAAAGAAUCGCUAGGAGCAUCAUUCCUCAGAAGACGGAUCGUCACAAACAAUUUGAAGAGCAAAAACUGUCAAACCUCUCGGCCAUCCUUCUGUCAAACAAAGACGCGAAGAAAGGCAUUACAUCCAUGAUAGAUCGGACAGACAUCUGUGCGCUGGCAGAUGAGUUUCUGUCAACUGAAACCAAAUCGAGCCAGACCUCUAUGCCCGAGAAUACACAUCAAUACGAGGAAGAGGUGAAGAAGCUGAGAGAUGAGAUCGAGCGACUGCGCGAGAUAUGUAUAAGCCGACAGACAAGCAGCAAAAGUCAAUCCACUCAAACCUCGCCGAGAAGCGCGUCGCCGGUCGACGCGAUUGCUAAUGAAACUGAUAAUUUAAGUGUUAGAAGAUCAUCAUCGAUCAAGAGCGACCUCGAGGACACGAAGAUGACUGUCGCGCAUCCUUUCACAAGCAAAACGUCGAUCGACAUGAUUUCAAAUCAAUCGUGCGUGUCGCGUAGUAGUUUGGCAAAAGCAUCGAAUGAAGAAUUGGCGCCGUAUCCAACACCAUUGCCACCUCCAUUACCACCGGACUCGUUAAAAGGCGCAUCUACAUCCCUGUCGACGUCCCUGCAGUCUUUCCUCCCACCACCCCCGCCGCCGCCGUCUCCACUCGUGGUCGCGAGUGAGCCAACGUGCAAAAUCAAAAAGACAAUUCCGCCGUCGUCGAUCGAAUCUGAAGACAGAUUACCGACACCGCCGCCUCCACCCAUGCAGAUGCAAAGUAUUGUGAGCACCUUCCCACCUCCGCCUCCUCCUCCACCACCGCCGCCACCUACACCGAUGCUGAACGCGUUUCCACUGCCACCGCCACCACCACACAUGCAAAGUAUCAUAAGCUCUAUACCACCGCCGUCGCCCUUGCAAAAUGUUAUACCUCCGCCGCCACCACCGCCGCUUCCGCCUCCGCUUCCGUCCAUGACAGUGCACAGCAUCGAAAACAAUUUGCCACCACCUCCGCCGCCACCGCCGCCUAUGCUUGCUCAAAGUGCCGCGAGUGAAAAAAUGGCAUCGUGCACCAUGAGCGGAAUACCGCCACCACCGCCACCUCCUACGCCGAUGAUGAAUAUGUACGGAGCACCGCCACCACCUCCUCCACCGCCAUCUCUAGAUAACUCAUUGCCGCCACCGCCGCCGCCGCCGCCGCCGCCGCCGCCGUUACCCGGAAUGACGCAAAAUUCUACGGGCGGUCCACCGCCACCGCCACCGCCGCCGGGUAUGCUUAUGCAAGGCGGUAUACCACCUCCACCUCCGCCACCCGUCGCAGGAUCAGGUGCGGGUCCACCAUUUCCGCCAGCACCCCCGCCGCCCCCGGGUAUAGCAGGACCCUGCCCUUUACCUGCUCCACCGGUCGGAGGGUGGAAUCCACCGAGCAGAGCCAUUAUGAGAAAGCAAGCUUUAAAUCCUGACGUGCCUAUGAAACCGCUUUACUGGACGAGGAUUCUAGUGCCAGUUACAGCGAGUAGUCAAGCUUCUGCGAAUGCUACAGAAUCGCCAUCUCAGAAAAAUCUGUGGUUAGAGCUUACGGAGGAGGAGAAUAUAAAUAUGAAAGAAUUCGCCGAUUUAUUUUCGCGGCGAGUGAGAGAACCGAAUCCGGCCAAGAAGAGCGUGGAGGCGCCUAAAAGUUCCAAGAUCCAGCCAGCGAAAAUACUGGACUCGAAACGAUCGAAGAUGGUGGGAAUCCUCGAGAAGAGCUUGCACAUUGACUUUAGUGAGAUCGAGAACGCGGCCUAUAAUUUAGAUACGAGCGUGAUCAGUCUGGAAGCGUUGCAACAGAUCUACGAAAUUAAACCUACGGAGAAAGAAAUAGAACUAAUCGCAGCUCAUGAAUUCGAGUUUCCGCAUAUCCCCCUCGAUCAACCGGAAUUAUUUCUCAAACGACUGUCCGGCAUAAAAUACUUCUCCGAAAGAAUAGCCUGUCUGAUGCUACAAUCGGAAUUCCACGAUGCGAUCACGUCGGUUUCUUACAAAUUGGAUAACAUGCGAACCACCUGCGAUUUUCUGCUGAAAUCUGAGUCUCUAAAGAAAGUUCUGGCUAUUAUACUAACUCUGGGUAAUUAUAUGAACGGUGGAAACAUGAUGCGCGGCCAGGCCGAUGGCUUCGGCUUAGAAAUCCUGGGCAAACUGAAAGACGUAAAGGCCAACGUAUCCGGCAUGACUUUGUUGCAUUAUGUUGUCAUUGCGAAAUUAUCUCAGGAAAAGGAUCGUAAUUUCGACGAGCUGUUACCUUUACCCGUGCCUGAACCGGCGGAUGUAGAAGCUGCAGCCACAAUCAAGUUCGAAGAAAUAUCCAAGGAGCUUGAUAGAUUGGAAAAAGAAUUGCAGGCAUGCGCAGAGAAAAGUAACACAGUCGUGGAAGCGGAUCCAGCUACAUCCAAAAUAUUCAAGGAGAAAGUAGACGCGUUUGUGGCGAGGGCGAAUACCGAAUUAACGAGCGAGAAAGAGGAAUUUCUGGAGGCUAGAAACAAAUUCAAGGCCGUAAUGCGAUUUUAUCAGUUCAUCCCUAAAGGCGCCACCAUGGACACUGCGGAACCCUAUGAUUUCUUUAAUUUGUGGCUUGGUUUUUGUCGGGACUUCAAGGAUAUCUGGAAAAGAGAGCAGCAGCGAAUACGAAAGGAACGGAUAGAGAACAUUCGCAAGAAGCUCGAGAAGAAACCUGAAGUCGUGAGAGUGAAGUUGAAUCCGCACGGAUUAAAAGCACGAUUACAAAAGUUAACAAGUAAGAAGACUCAAAGAUAGUCUUACCGAAAUACGUACAAGUUGAUGGUGAUUGCGAACUUGGGCUCGCUAAUAAUUUACACAUGCAAUCAACAUUCGCUAAAUUAUAAAUUUCAUACUCUCCUCGCGUUUAACGCUGCGACGUCCAAAGUUUAAUUCUAAGAAUUUAAUUGUAUAUAAUUUUCGAUUUAUACUCGUUAAUCAUUAUUUUCAAACCGAAUCGAAAACGGUGAAUCCUAUGAUAAAAUAUGAAUUUUGUAUAUUUGCAAAACGAGAUAGACUGCUUUGAACAAAUUGCUAACUUUGUUAUUAUAAAUGCAGCAUGAUAAAUGAGCUUCGGAAACUUAUUUAUCUUCUUUUCUUAUAAAUAUUUAUUGCAAGCACGCGUUUAAAGCGCAACACGGAAAGUUGCUUUUUGAACCUCCAAUCGCUCAAAAAUAAUGAGGUUAUUUUAUUGUUUAAAUUCUAAUUAAUUGUUAUACGGAGAUAUUGAGAAUACUUAAAAUUCACGCAACGAAAUGCGAUCGCUUUCCGUACAAAUGUAAUACAUAUUGCCGAUCGCAAAAUUCGAUAAACAAUAUGUAAGCUAUAGCUAUGGCAGACUGAAAUAAUAACGGUGCACUAAAACCUCGUAUACACUCAAGUAGAUAAGUUCUUGGAAUUUCUUAAUCAUUAAUAUCAAAUAUAAUAAUGAUAGGCUGACGGCAACUUUACGGGUACCGUUUACGAACACGUUCCGAUCUCCGCGUAGUACUAAAUAAUUUAGCACGAGUGUAUAAGUGAAGAUUGGAGACUCGUUCAAUAGAAGAAGGCCAUAAAUAAAAUGUAUUCUUCUUAUAUUUAAAUUAGAAUAAAUAAUGCAACAUCUCUAUGUAAAAGCAGAUAUAAAACGCAAGGUAAUUUCACAAAUUUUAACAAAAUUUUAUUGUUAUUCAGUCAAGUGUCUUCGAAUAGAUUUUUAACGUGAAUUAGAAUGUACAGUAACAGGUUUGGUGCUCGAUAAUUUUGAGUUCCUUGAAUAGGAUUUCGUUCAGAAAAGAUAAAUCAACCUGACCAGAAAUGGUCUUCAAAAUUUUCGUAUUUGACUCAAAGUCCUCGCAAUUAUAUAACGGCAAAAAUAUUAAAAAAUACAAGAAAGUCGAAAGCGCACGACAUCGCGAGGUGAACGCAAUUGCAUUGCAUCCCUUCACGAUGUCGUAUACUUCUAUCUUGUACUUUUUAAAGUUUCUAAGUCAUUACGCGACUACAACGAGUUACCCGAGACUCGGAAUAAAGCUGAAUACAAUAUUGCAUGAAAUCAUUUCUGUAGAUUGAUUAAUGCUAUCUGAACAAAAUUCAGAUACUCAGAAACCUCGGAAUUAUUGCUACCGAAUUUGUUAUCGAAUAUAAAUCCAUAUUAAAGAUCUACUAGAAGGCAUUUAAUAAUUUAUGUGAAUAAAGCUGCUAAAAUCUGUGUAAUUCUAAGACGUUUUAUAUCUGAUUUUACUGGAUGCGUUUUUCUUAAUUGCAUUUUGUCACUUCGUUCGUAUUUAGUACAAAAUAGGUUUCUCGCAAGCUCUGAAAAAGAUUAUAAGAAAUUGUAGAGAGAACAACUAAUUAGAAAGGAUACGCCUAUAGAUACCAUAAACGUUCAUGGUGACUAAAAAACGUUUGUGCCUCCUCUUAUAUGAUAUUCUUUAUAUACUUAUUCCAUGAAUUCUCAUCACUCUAGACCGAAUAUUUCAAGAGAAAAACAAUCGCAAUCGUGAUAAUUGUUAUUAAAUCGUUAUCUAUUUAUUUAUUUAUUUAUUCAUUUGUGUUAAAUUAUAUUGUCAUAUAAAUUGUUACAAAUAAGAGUGUAAAUAACGUUACUUGUACGAGAUAUUGAUGUUAAAAAAAGAUUCUUUAUAUUUAAGAGUGGAAAGGAUGUAUUCAUCCUUUCUGCCUAAUUUAAAAAUAAUAUCGUCGUUUAGAUAUUAUUGUUAUUAUAUUGAUUGUAUCUUUUAAUUAUAUAAAAGCGUUAUAUCGAAAAGUGCAGUUAACAACCGAAUUAUUAUUA